AUGGAUUCAGUUAAAGACUAUGAUGAUACCCAAGAACAAAAUCAAAUUGGACGGCUUGUAGAAGUUACAUACAAGGAAGGGGGAAACGGAAAACCAGGGAUAGAUCUUGCCUUGUUUAAGAUUGACAAACGGCCACCCUCAGAAGGAACUUUUCCAGAUAUUCAGGGAACAACAACAAGAAUUCGGUACGACUCUGGUAAAGUCUGGGGAAAGGAAGGAGUCCCACCUAAUCAACCACAGGUACAAAAAUUCGGCUUCGUAACAGGGCUAACAUAUGGAGAAAUUCAGUUCGACAAUGGAGUUGUCAGAGAGAAACCGUUCCACAGUGAAAUGGAAUUAGAAACCACAAAGUAUACAACAACACUAUAUAACCAAUAUCUUAUCAAAUCAAACGACGUUAAUGUUCAGUUUAGUAAAUUAGGAGAUUCAGGGGCUCUUGUAUUUAUGAAAGACAAUACUGGCGAAGAAAAUGAUUUACGGUGCAUUGGUAUGGUGGUAGGAGUACUGAACGACAAUUUGUGUGCUGUCACGCCUAUUACAGCUAUACUUGAAGAACUGAAAGUUACAACACUCAAGUCGUUUGUACCAACUUGGGAGCAGAUUGAGGGACGUUUAAGAGAAAUGGAAGAGCGCUUAGAGAAUGUAAUAACAAGAACAGUUAACGCUGCUGUUACGAAUGCAUUAGCGAGUCGCCAGAAUCCAUCUUAGUAAAUUUGCAGCUGGAAGCGUUUAUGGUUACAAAUCAGUUUCAUCUAUGAUACAUUACAAACGUGCUAAUUUGUAUUUAUUUGUUUAUUGGGAUGAGCGUCCUGCCAUCACAACUGCAGGUCAUAUCGCGACUUUCCAUUUUUUUAUAGCGGAGGAAGACUUUGCCUAAUAUCAGUCACGGGCGGGCAUCUUCAUAGGCAAACGCUAAUAAACUACUGCUCCGGUGUAUAUCAUGCCGAUACAUUGAGAUAUAAUUAUGUUUUCGAUCAAAUGUUCACAACUGAAGUUAGUAACAGCUGGUUUGUAACCGGUGAUGUUUUUCAUCCAUAGGUUUUAGAAAGUUAUUAGUAAUAUAUUUACGCCUUUUGGACUUUGGAGAAUCAAGUAUAGAAUUUGCAGAUUGAAUUAAACAAUAAAACAUGUAUCGGGCCAGUAAUUGGAACGAAUGGCCUGGUUUUCUAGUGGUAACACACUUGACUGUCCUGGAUUCGAAUCCAGGUCAAGCCACAACGAGGUGUGUGAGUAUAAUUUCAUACUCAUGUCGGUCGAUCCGCCGGAAGAUAAUUUGAGUUCUACAUACAAGAAAGAUAAGUCUCCUUAAAGUUCUUUUAGAGAUAUUGUUCUUAAAAUAGACCAAACAUAUUUUUGUCAUUCUAUCGACCAAGGUCCAGUUGUUCGAGGGUCUAGCAACAAAACUUCAAGCAACAAAACAAACAGACGGCAUUUAGAAAUCUUAGAGUAUCGAUAUUUAGAAAAUCCCACUUCAUUGCCUACAACAAAACACAACUAGAGGUCUCCAAAUGGAGUUAACACAUUCGUUUUAAAGCUCAUACGUGCGUUACGAUGCGCAUUCGUACAUUUUGCUCAUAUUAUUGUGCGCAGCGAAAUACCACAAAUUUCGGUCUUAUCCGAAACCGAACAAGUAGUUCCAUGUCCUCCAAAAAUGUUACGUAAUUAAAGUCUUUAUAACUUUCAGAAAGCUUCUGAGAUUCAACUUUAUCAAAAACAUGCAUUGCUUAAGUACAUAUUUGUCAUAAUCUGUAUUAUAUAACAAAAACAAAGCGUAUGAAAAUGAGCAUGCUUGCUUUGAUCACAUGACCAAAACAAUUCUUCAUUACGUGACCAAAAUAAACUAUAAAUAACCGACAAAAAUAGUACGAUGCUUCAGCACCAUCCGCUUAAUUAAAAUCAAGUUGCAUCUUUUGUAAACAUUUUAAAUUAAAACUCAGUUCCUGCUAGAAAAGUUAAUUGAAUAUUUUUUUAUUUUAACGACACCUAAGAGCUUGUUUUGGUCAUAUGAUCAGAAAAAUUUUCCCUGUUUUGUUUGAUUUUAAAUUUGAUACGUUUGCACUUUACGUUUUACAGCUGAUUUAAUAUAAGUGUUCUGUUAAUAAAACGUUUUACAGCUGA
Molecule: messenger RNA, 2118 nt
Organism: Mercenaria mercenaria
Lineage: Eukaryota; Metazoa; Mollusca; Bivalvia; Venerida; Veneridae
Exons: 3
Coding region: 1-708 (235 amino acids)
Source: RefSeq, a predicted model, not a curated record